Aspergillus mulundensis is the source of this 1767-nucleotide messenger RNA. RefSeq names its product Hsp70 family protein. The transcript has 4 exons. The record is from RefSeq and is a predicted model, not a curated record. The coding region runs from base 1 to 1767 and encodes 588 amino acids. Lineage: Eukaryota; Fungi; Ascomycota; Eurotiomycetes; Eurotiales; Aspergillaceae.
AUGGAGAAGACCUUCGACUCCCUCUCGCUCGACGACCGCAAGAUCAUCAUCGGGAUUGACUUUGGGACGACCUUUACGGGUGUCGCGUGGGCGGAGACGAGGAGGCCCGACCACAUCUCCGUCAUCGAAUCAUGGCCCUCGCACACCGGCACCCAAGAAGGCAUCAGCAGCGUCAAGGUCCCGACCGAGCUGCGCUACACCAAGUCGCCCGAUCCACUCACCAAGGGCGAAGUCGAAUGGGGGUUCCAGAUCCCGGGGCUGGUCGAUCGGUAUCAGUGGUUUAAGCUCGGCCUCGACGAAAGCAACCCCCUCGUCUCGACAAAGUCCUGGGGCGACAAGACCCCCGACCAGUUGGCGGAGGACUACCUCUCCGCGAUACACAAACACAUCAUGUACAGCCUGGAGCAGAAACUCGGCGCCGCGUUACUGCGCACAAUCCCGCUCGAGUUCUCGCUCACCGUCCCAGCCAUCUGGACCGAGGCCGCGAAGGACAAGACGCUGAAGGCGUGGAGGAAGGCCUCCUCCGGCACGAGCACCAGCACUAACACCCCCGAAUCCAAAGAGCAAGUGGUCCAUCUCGUCUCCGAGCCCGAAGCAGCAGCCAUCUACGCAAUCCAGGGCCUGGACCCGCACGGUCUCAAAGUCGGCGAUAGCUUUGUCCUCUGUGAUGCCGGCGGCGGGACCGUCGAUCUGAUCUCAUACCGGAUCAUCGAGCUCACACCCAUCCUGAAGGUGGAAGAGGUCACGACGGGAACAGGGGGCCCCUGUGGCUCGACGUUCCUGAACCGCCGCUUCGCAGACUUCCUCACCCGCAAGCUUGGACGCGAGGAGGGGUGGGACGACGAGGUCCUCCAGGAGGCCGUGGAGCGGUUCGAAUCGAUCGUCAAAAAACAAUACUCCCCAACAAUCGACGGCGGGAAUGGCUACAUAAUCCCCGUCCCGGGCCUGUCCAACAACAGCACGCUCAACAUCCGACGCGGAAAAAUCACAAUCGCCCCCGCCGAAAUGCACUUUAUAUUCGAGCCGCUCAUUCUAAAGGUAAUCAAAUACGUGCAGGACCAGAUCGCCGCAUGCUCCGGCAUCGACGGCAUCUCCAUCCGCGCCGUCCUGCUGGUCGGCGGGUUCGGGCAGAACGCGUACCUCAAGGAACGGCUGCGCGAUGCUCUCAAGAGUGUUGAGGUGCUGCAGCCGCCGAAUGCGUGGACGGCUGUUGUACGGGGCGCUGUCAUGAUGGGGUUGAGUAGGACGAAGGCGCUUCGGACCGUCGACGUUGUCUCGCGCAAGGCGCGGAAACACUACGGUAUUGAGCUGCACACGCCGUAUCGAGUUGAGAAGGGGCACGACGAGUCCAAGCGGUACUGGUGCACGCGGCACGGCCACUACCGCGUGCAUGCGAUGUUCUGGUUCCUGGAGCGCGGCGCAACGCUACAAGAGGACAAGGCGAUUCCGAUUGACUUUUACCAGGAUUUUCCGGUAGCGAAGGGGCGGCCGGGGUUUAUGUAUACGGAUGUGUGGGCGAAUGCGGAGGAUGAAGGGGCGCCGGUGCAUAGGAAUGGUGGGACGAAGGUGCUUGUUACGCUGAAGGCGAAUCUGUCUGCGAUUCCGCAGGUUGAUCUGGAGAGGACGGUUGUGAAGAGGAGUGAUGGGAAGGAGUAUUAUAAUAUUGAUGCGGUGAUUGAGGCGACGUAUAGUUCUGCGGAGACGAGGUAUGUGCUUAAUGUUAUGGGGAAGAGGUAUGAUGUUGUGAAUGCCGAGUAUGCUUAUUAG